Molecule: messenger RNA, 1934 nt
Organism: Callorhinus ursinus (northern fur seal)
Lineage: Eukaryota; Metazoa; Chordata; Mammalia; Carnivora; Otariidae
Gene: DGAT1
Product: diacylglycerol O-acyltransferase 1
Biological process (GO): triglyceride biosynthetic process
Cellular component (GO): endoplasmic reticulum membrane
Molecular function (GO): diacylglycerol O-acyltransferase activity
Source: RefSeq, a predicted model, not a curated record
UCCCGAAGCAACGCGCCCGCAGUCCCCGGACUCCCUGGACGGCGCGCGCUGAUUGGCGGCCCGGGCCAGCGCGCGGGCUACGGCGUCCGGCAGGGGGCGGUGGCGGCGGUUGGCAGAGGGUCUGGAGGCGGGGCCGCGGGCCUCGGGUGCUGCGAGCCCGGCGGGCCACGACUCUGCCGGGACAGGGUGAGGGCUGAGGCCAUGGGCGACCGCGGCGGCGCGGGCGGCUCCCGGCGCCGGAGGACGGCUUCACGGCCCUCGAGCCAGGGCGGCGGCGGGCCCGCGGAAGAGGAGGUGCGGGACGUGGGCCCCGGGGGGGACGCGCCGGCGCCGGCCCCGGCCCCCAAGGACGAGAACAGAGACUCCGACGUGGGCAGCGGCCCCUGGGAUCUGAGGUGCCACCGCCUACAAGAUUCUUUGUUCAGCUCUGACAGUGGCUUUAGCAACUAUCGUGGGAUCCUGAAUUGGUGUGUGGUGAUGCUGAUCUUGAGCAAUGCACGGUUAUUUUUAGAAAACCUCAUCAAGUACGGCAUCCUGGUGGACCCCAUCCAGGUGGUGUCUCUGUUCCUGAAGGACCCCUACAGCUGGCCUGCCCUGUGUCUAGUUAUUGUGGCCAAUGUCUUUGCCGUGGCUGCGUUCCAGGUGGAGAAGCGCCUUGCGGCGGGUGCCCUGACGGAGCAGGCAGGGCUGCUGCUGCACGUGGUCAACCUGGCCACCAUUCUCUGCUUCCCGGCGGCCGUGGCCUUGCUGCUUGAGUCCAUCACUCCAGUGGGCUCCGUGCUGGCUCUGACGGUGCACACCAUCCUCUUCCUCAAGCUCGUCUCCUACCGGGAUGUCAACCUGUGGUGCCGAGAGCGAAGGGCCAAGACCAAGGCCAAGGCCGCUUCUGCAGGAAAGAAGGCCAACGGGGGAGCUGCCCAGCACGCUGUGAGCUACCCCGACAACCUGACCUACCGUGAUCUGUACUACUUUCUCUUGGCCCCAACUCUGUGCUAUGAGCUCAACUUUCCCCGCUCUCCCCGAAUCCGAAAGCGCUUCCUGCUGCGGCGGCUCCUUGAGAUGCUGUUUUUGACUCAGCUCCAGGUGGGCCUAAUCCAGCAGUGGAUGGUUCCCACCAUCCAGAACUCCAUGAAGCCUUUCAAGGAUAUGGAUUACUCACGCAUCAUCGAGCGCCUCCUGAAGCUGGCGGUCCCCAAUCACCUCAUCUGGCUCAUCUUCUUCUACUGGUUCUUCCACUCCUGCAUGAACGCCGUGGCAGAGCUCAUGCAGUUUGGAGACCGGGAGUUCUACCGGGACUGGUGGAACUCUGAGUCUGUCACCUACUUCUGGCAGAACUGGAAUAUCCCUGUGCACAAGUGGUGCCUCAGACACUUCUACAAGCCCAUGCUUCGACGGGGCAGCAGCAAGUGGGUGGCCAGUACGGGGGUGUUCUUCGCCUCGGCUUUCUUCCACGAGUACCUGGUGAGCAUCCCUCUGCACAUGUUCCGCCUCUGGGCCUUCACAGGCAUGAUGGCUCAGAUCCCGCUGGCCUGGAUAGUGAGCCGCUUCUUCCAGGGGAACUACGGCAACGCAGCCGUGUGGCUGACACUCAUCAUCGGGCAGCCAGUGGCCGUGCUCAUGUAUGUCCACGACUACUACGUGCUCAACUAUGAGGCCCCCGUGGCAGGGGCCUGAGCUGCUCCAAGGCUGGGCCUCUCUGCCACCUCCUGUCACCUCACUGCCCACGAGCCCGCCCCGCCUGUGCGCCAGGGAGGGGGCUUGGCUGUCUGUUGUCUCCUCCCAGCCCCGGAAGGCCUCUCCGCCCCCAUGGGGCUCCUUCCUGCCCUGCUCAGGGACGGCAGACCAGGCGCAGGCCAGUGUCCCGGGAACCUGUGCCGAUCCUGCCCAAGGGUCUGAGGGGAUCAAUAAAGUGCUGUCCGGAGUGGCUGCCCUCA